UCCCAUAACCUCUCAUCUUUUUUCUGUUGGUUAGAUUACUUCUCAAGCAAGGAGUAGGACCUCAAAGCUCCCAUCCUCAACAUUUGUUAAAAAACUCCCCACAAAACUCCAAAAACCAUUCCCGCCCUACAAAAAAAACUUAAUCACUAUUUUAUAAUAAUUAAAAACCAACAAAAUAUCUCUCAAAACGACACGUGGAUCGUCACUUCACUUUCAUCAUGCUCCUCUUAAUCGAGACAUACUUGAUAGCUUCACCGAAACACGUGUCCAACACGUCACCCCGCAGCUGUCCUUCCAGCCCCUGGACCCGCCAAAACGUCAAACUCAACCAGUCAAAUGGAAACAUCCCAAAAAGAGAAACUAGUCUUCUUACAUGAUCCACACAUACUUUUUUUAACUUAAAUAAAUAAAUUAACGGCUUCCCUUUCCCUUUCCCUCCUCCUUGUCCCAACCGUGUCCAUGUCGUAUAGUACUCUCUCUUCCCACCAAAUUGACACUUCAAAUUCGGUUCCCCCAUACUAUAUUUAGAAACCCAUCACCAUAACUUUUACUUCAAACCCAUCUCAUUUCCCCACAGCUAAUUGAACUUCCCCAAUACGAACCCAGAAAGAUUUAAUUUCGAGAAAGUCCCCCUCUUUUUUUUUGUAACGAGAUGGCGGCGGUUAGAGUGGCGGCGGAUUACCCGAAGAAGCGGGCUGGUCGCCGGGUUUUCAAUGAGACGCGGCACCCGGUCUACAGGGGAGUGAGGAGGAGGAACAACGACAAGUGGGUCUGCGAGCUCCGCGAUCCCAACAACAACUCGCGCCGGAUUUGGCUGGGGACUUACCCGACCCCGGAAAUGGCGGCCCGGACUCAUGACGUGGCGGCGCUGGCACUUCGCGGAAAAUCCGCGUGUCUCAAUUUCGCGGAUUCGGCGUGGAGGCUUCCCCUCCCGGUUUCGGCGGAGGCAGGGGAGAUCAGGAAGGCGGCUGCUCUGGCGGCGGAGAUGUUCCGUGCCCGUGCCGCCCCCGCGACGCCCAGCUGGGAAUCCGGGUCCGAUCAGGAUUUGGAUUGGGGCGAAGAUUGUAACGGUGGUGAGACGAGGGAAAGUUGUUGCUUUGUGGAUGAGGAAGAGAUAUUCGAUGUUCACGGGUUGAUCGCCGGGUUGGCGGAAGGUCUUCUAAUCCCUCCCCCGGCUUAUACAGAGGAAGCAGAGGAGAGCUGUUUUGAUCAAUUGGUUCUCUGGGAUUAUUCUUUUUAGAAUUGGUCGAAUUGAACAGUGUUCCUAUUAGUCAUUGGAUUUUUUGUAGCUGGGAACUGUGUUUGAUUUUGUCAUAGUGAUUCGUACAUUUGAUUAUACUUGUAGAUUUUGAUGUAAGUAUUCUCGGACAGUUACUCUCUCUGUUUUUCUCUAUUAUUGGAACAGAGGGAAGCAGAGAGCAGAGUGUUGUGGCAAAUUUAGAUUUGGUGAUGGGAUUUGUUGGUGUAACUUUCUGAAACAUUCCAAAGCAGAGAUGGUUUAGAGAUUUAGGACCCUUGGCAUCGUCUUUGAUAAGGUUUACGUGGUCCUUUUUCGACUUCAAUGUGGACUGUAAUGAUUGGAGUG
Molecule: messenger RNA, 1585 nt
Organism: Linum trigynum
Lineage: Eukaryota; Viridiplantae; Streptophyta; Magnoliopsida; Malpighiales; Linaceae
Source: the annotation of a GenBank genome assembly